Messenger RNA from Sclerotinia trifoliorum, 1586 nucleotides. Lineage: Eukaryota; Fungi; Ascomycota; Leotiomycetes; Helotiales; Sclerotiniaceae. The record is from the annotation of a GenBank genome assembly.
CUCAUAAUGCACACAGCAUUUACUGAUAGGAACUGGAAUCAAAUGAAUCACAAUCUGUAUCUCAAGUGGGAUGCAAUUAUGAAUCCAAUAUACACAAUGUUGAUACCAUUCAGAGAUAAUUCACGCCCAAUACCACCUUCUCCACAAAGAUUCAGAUUUUGAAUCAAUUAUCCUACCUAUUGUUUUCUCUCCCUAGUCUAUAUAUUAUGCUUUCUACUUCUCAACUGCCUCCUCCCUCCCAUCCAACAGAUAACCCACAUUAUAAACCACACACACAGAUUCCCGCACAGAGAAGAACUGAUAAAUACAAUUAGCAUAUUCAUUGUCAUGUCUUCCAAAGACAUCUACAAUAGGGCAACAGUCUACAAUCCUGUAGCUGCUCGCACCCAAGCUCCUCAACAUAAUCAUACCUCUCGGCCCGCCGCCCCUUUGUCAUCCAGUCGGCAAUCUUCUUCGAUUGCUCCCGGGCCACACACAAACCUCGAGAGAGACAAUAAGUCGUCCGAUGGAGCAUAUUCCUUGGCUGCUCCUAAACCGUACACAACCCUCGAAAGAGAUAAUAACUCUACACCUAGGGCAUCACUUUCGAGACUCCUUGAACAACACACAGCACUCCGAAAAGAUGGCCAAAACCCAGCCUCUCAUAAUCAUACCCUGCUAAACAGAGACCAACGUUCAUCCUCUAGCUCGAGACAACCAACCAUCAUGGGAGCAGCCGCAACAACUGCUCCUUCUGAUGCAAAGAGCAGGUUCAAAACUCAGCAUGAUAUUAACAUGGCCUCCAGACAAGUCAAAUAUCAAGAAAUGAAUCACGAAGAGAAGAAGAAACAGGACGAGUGGGUACGUGACUUCAUUCAGUAUGCCGGGCCAUGUCCAGCCGGAUUCAGUUGGGAGCGAGUAAAGUAUGGAUACGUCUGCAAUGGUGGAAAUCAUUUAUGCACGGAUGAUCUCCUCGCUGAAGGUAAAGGCGGAUUUUAUAUGGGAACUCUCGAUGCUGGAUGGUGGGGCCCAACUUAUGACGCGAACAUUCUUGCACAAAUUAAAUAUACAGAAACUAAGGUCUGGGAGUAUGCUAAAAAACACGGAUUAGAUCCAACGAUUGCUCCGGUAAUCCCAGAACCAGAUUUACCAGCAAGUGGUGAAAUUCACCCAGGCAUUGCAAAAGCAAUGGCAGGACUGGGACCCAUGCCGCAGGCCCGCUCAAUUGAGGAGACACAUGGUUCAUUUACGAUAGUAGGAUAUCCUGAGAGGUUGGGACUCCCGACCAGCCCCAGAAGUUAUCAUACACCUGCUGGACUAUCUCAUCAUUCGUCUGGUGUACCGCAUCAGUUAAGCACUCUAUAUGGACCAGGAGGCCUGCCAAAUAGACUUGCAAUGAACAUGGGUAAUGGUUCUCUAUCCCAAGCAGGUCAGAUUCCACAUGGACUCGGCUUGCCAUCUUAUAUGGGUGGCCCAAGUGGAGGUGGACUUUGUGGAAAUGGAUUUUGUGGGCAUCACAGACAUUGAGCCCAGUUGAGCGAAGGAUGGACUUUUUACAAUACGUUCUAGAUAAUCUAGAGAUCAUGAUCAUGCGUGAAGUUAACUUA